Schistosoma mattheei is the source of this 1102-nucleotide messenger RNA. Lineage: Eukaryota; Metazoa; Platyhelminthes; Trematoda; Strigeidida; Schistosomatidae. The record is from the annotation of a GenBank genome assembly.
AUGGAUGAUUUACAGUUUGUCCCUCGUCCUAAUAAUCUUUAUCAAACCUUUAAAUUGAAUAGUUCUACGAUGCAGAAACGAAAUUUCAGUAAUUCUGCUACAUCAAAAGCUCACAGUACAAAAGUACUAAUCCCGUCUCUGUCAACUCGACCAUCAGAACAAGAUAUCUGUGAGAUAUUAAGGAAAAAAUUGGAAUUUAAAAAAGAUAAUAAUUUAUCUCUACCCACUCAUUAUCAGCAAAACAAUGAUACAAACAAUCUUCCAUCUUGUGAUAAUUCCAUAUGGCAACCUUUAUCACCAAAAAUCGAUCAUGAAUUACGUAAUUCAGAACGAACAAAUCGUAGUCUACUCACUAGUAUUUUGUCAGAACUGCCUGACUUAACAGCUGAUUUUUAUCCUUCAACAACUAGUCGGGUUAAUGAUUCCCAAGUAUCGCUUAGAAAUCGUUCUCAAGACAUAGAGCAUAAACCAUUUGAUCUUCGUUGUAAAUCAUCAAAGCGUAUGGGUUGUUACGUAGAGUCUCCUGAAAAAGCUUUUCAUAAUUGGGUUACAUUCGAUUCUAGUCCACCUACAUGUUCUUCUGAAGAUCUUAUUAAUUUGACUGGUUCCCCAUCCAAAUCAUCCAAUACACUUGAUCCGUUUUCAGAUGAUUCAUUUUCCAAAUCUUUAUCAACUAACACAAAACCAGCUAAAUGUGAUCACAAUGAAUUAGAACAAGCAAUUCUUAAUGAAUUCGACCAAUUUUCUAUAUCUCGAAUGAGAAAAACAUAAUGGUGACAAUUAUAAUUCUCACUUAUGUAUAUGUCGUUAUUAUGAUUAACUAAUUUUAGUGUAUAUUUACAAAUGAAUCUCUGUAAUCGUCGAUCUGAGAUCUCAGUUCAUGAUAAAAUUUCAUUCCAUUUUCUUAGAAUCUAAUAGAGAUUUCUUACGUUUUUUCUUAUUACAAUCGAGACAAUCAUUUUUUUAAACUUUACAUUAUUUGUUUAUUUGCUAAAAAAGUUUACUCGAAUAUUUAAAUUCUUUAUAUUUCAAAAAAAGUUGAUUAUUAAUAAUGUCGUUUUGUGUAUAUUGAACAUUUGAAAAACAUUAAUAUUUUGGUGGA